CCCAAGCCUGGUUGUGAAAGCAAGCCGAUCUGCACAACCCCUUCAUCCAAAGCUUUUUCCUUUGAAAAAAUGGGGACAGGGGAAAGCUCAGAGUGAAGCACCCUGAGGUGCUCUUCAUUUAGUCCGGUCUAGGAUCUGAGAAGUAUGCUUUUUCUUUGGGGAAAAAUGUUGGAAAAAGGUCUAUCCCGACAAAUGCACAUCAUUCAGAGCUGUUCCCCCCUGAACAACAACCACAUGUAGACAGAGUUAAGGGAAUAAGGCAAUAUACGUGGAACCAUUUUUAAAAAAAGAUGAAUAGCAGUCUAUGAUUUAAUUCUGGGAAAAGGAAAAAGCAAAAAAUGUUGCUCUCUGCAUGUGCGUUAAGCCUGUAGUUGUACAGACAGGGCAUAGCUCCUGACCUCCCCCUCCAGUUACCUCCCACCAUUAUGCUUGCUCACUGCUGGCUGCCAAUAAAAGCCUUCCAAGAGUGAGAAAGUUUAGUUUCAUCUUCCCCAGAGCCUCUCUGUGCAAGAUCCUGGCCAGCAAGGAAGACUGCACUGACACAGCCUGCUCGCCAGAAGAAGAGCAACUAGGAAUGGCCACCCCAUCUGUUGUGACGAUCCAGCCGCAGUACGGCAUGGCUGUGCCCGCUGUCUCUAGCAGCAUGUGGCAGACAGGGCUGAUGGACUGCUGCACCGACUGCAGCAUCUGCUGCUGCGGGGCUUUCUGCUUCCCCUGCCUCGCCUGCCAAGUGGCUGGGGACAUGAAUGAGUGCUGCCUGUGCGGGACCAGUGUGGCCAUGAGGACCCUCUACCGCACCAGAUACAACAUCCCGGGGUCCAUUUGCUCUGACUUCUGUGUCACUCUGUGGUGCCCCAUGUGCUCUGUUUGCCAAAUUAAGAGAGACAUCAACCGGAGGAGGGAGCUACGCAUAUUCUGACCACAAACCGCCUGGAGGGACCCGACUGUGCUGGCAAUGGCCUCCCACCACGUGAUUACAGUCCAGCCUCAGUUUUUGGCUGCCGUAUGGGCCAGGCGAGUGGCAGUCAGGGCUGCUGGACUGCUGCUCUGACUUUGGCGUGUGUGAGCACAUAUGUACCCCU
Messenger RNA from Aquila chrysaetos chrysaetos, 1082 nucleotides. It is a transcript of the gene PLAC8, whose product is annotated as placenta associated 8. The transcript has 5 exons. Gene Ontology annotation, biological process: positive regulation of transcription by RNA polymerase II. Lineage: Eukaryota; Metazoa; Chordata; Aves; Accipitriformes; Accipitridae. The coding region runs from base 575 to 919 and encodes 114 amino acids. The record is from RefSeq and is a predicted model, not a curated record.